AUGUCCAGAAGCUGCGCGGUGUGCGGGACGGGCAACAGCGUGAAAAUUUGUGGUGGGUGCAAAGACCGCUGCUACUGCAGCGCUGAGUGUCAGCGCAACGACUGGAAGACUCACAAGACAUCCUGCCGCAAGAAAACUGGCCCGACAUCGGACUGUCAAGACAAGGAUUUUGAUCCAGCUGAUAUGUUUGCAAAGCAUCACCUUUGCCAGUUUGUACCAACGAUUGUUGGGAAGGGUGGUGGCGUGGUUGCAACAGCUUUCAUAUCUGCUGGUGAGAUCAUUGUGAGCGACCGGCCUAUCCUAUACAUCAGUGAGCAGGAGCUAGGCGUCUCAGACAUUUGGUCUUCCAAGCCCGAGCACAAAAUCGAUCAAAAGCAUGCAUUGGUCAAGAGAAAGUUUGCGCAGCUUUCCGAGAUGGAUCAAGCCAAGGUGCUUUCCUUGGAAGACUCUCAGACCAACAACAAACUCGCGCGUGCGAUCACGGACAGGAUGUACAGGGAUGGUCUCAUCAAGUCGCCGUGGGACAAGCUCUACACGCUGUCCGCCGUCCCUUCGAGACACAUUCCGGAUCUACAAGAUCCUGGCUACAAGAGUCCAGAGGGAGUGUUUCAGACCAACAGCCUACCCGUGGGAGAUUCAAACUCCUUGGGCUUGUUUCCGUUGAUCAGUAGAUUCAAUCACAGCUGUUGCCCCAAUGCUGGCUAUCGUGGGCGGGCUUUCAUGGACGAAGAAGUCCAAGUGGUGCAAGCCAUGAGGGACAUCCAGUCUGGGGAGGAGAUUUGUGUGAGCUACUUCAACGGCUACUUUACAACGUCAGAUGGGCGGCAGAAGCAAACCAUGAUGAGUUGGGGAUUUCAAUGUCGAUGUGAAGCUUGUCAGCCUGCUGGAUUGCAGGAAGUCAGAGCACUUGUGCAAUCUUUGGAUGACGGCCACAUGUCAGAUGAGGACAUGACAGCGCUUGUUGGACCAGAGAAAAUGGCAUUGGUCUUGUGGAAGUUUGAGUCGGAUCAACGCCGGCAGAGACUAAACGACUUGAACACCCGCUUGAACACCGCUUCAUCGCUGGCUAUGGCAAAGCGAAUUGUGGAAGAAAUGGACUGCUUGUACCGUCAAGAAAAGAUUUUGCCACAUUUGCUGGUUGAGGUGCAGAUCGCUUUGGACUUUUUGCAGGCUCAAGUCACCUUUCGCGGGUCAGACAUUAAGAAGUGGUGCAAGAAGUUGUAUGAUGCAAAACUGUUGUUGGCCGGAGAGGACAAUCCCAAGACAAAGAAGGCCAAGGAGUGGUUGUCACGGACUCCAUCCAUCAUGGAAGUUGUUGACUUUGCCAGUUCUUCGGACUAG
This is a messenger RNA of Symbiodinium sp. CCMP2592, 1341 nucleotides long. Lineage: Eukaryota; Dinophyceae; Suessiales; Symbiodiniaceae. The record is from the annotation of a GenBank genome assembly.